Molecule: messenger RNA, 1349 nt
Organism: Suillus bovinus
Lineage: Eukaryota; Fungi; Basidiomycota; Agaricomycetes; Boletales; Suillaceae
Exons: 3
Coding region: 154-1017 (287 amino acids)
Source: RefSeq, a predicted model, not a curated record
AGUCACCACCAUCCAGCCACAGAUCACACACACCACCACCACACGUUUGAAUCAUCUCCUUUAUAGUCUCCAAAGAAAUCUCAUUUGUGAACCCCUUCGUUUAUAACCUCAGUUUCUAGCUUAGAUAUUCAAAUCUCUCCCAGAGUAGGCCUGAUGCGUCUCUCAAUACUUCCCGUUCUUGUUGCAGGGGCUGGUAUUGUCAGCCAAGUCACUGCGGAGCCCCUCCGUCCCUUAAUUGGGAGUCCCUCAAAUGCCAACGCAAACAUUCGCUUCGGCCAUGCCCUUGCCAAUGCCAACGUGAAUGGCAAUGAUGAUUCUGACAAUGUCGCCCGCUUGGUGCGUCCGAGCCUCGCAAUGACCACCUCCAACGAAGUCAAGGGCAAACAUCACUUCUGCGGUGCGUCCCUGAAAGCAAAGGCACUUCGCAUGUCAAACGCAUUCCGUCAUGCUCUUGGCCUUCCUCUCAUUGAGAUGGGCGAUCACGACACAUUCAAGAGCGAAGUCGUCAACAAACCCAUUCCUGUUUCUGGAGAACUUCACAUCCUUCCCAUCCCCUUGUUCGGGCAACCCGCUACACCAAACAUCCCCGCUAGUUCCUCUGAGAAGGAAAACGCAGGUGAUGUCAAGGAGCUUCUUUCUGAUGGGUCCGUCGUGCGGAUCUAUCGCCACCAUGAGGCUGAAUCUCACCACCACAAUCACCAUGACAUGGAGCACAAGAAAGCUGGGUCUUUCCUUAGGCGUGUUCACCGCGCCAUCAUGGCUCUAGGCCUAUGGGAGGGUCGCGCUGUUGCGUUCGUUCUUGGUUGUGGAAUCGGUGUUUUGCUUCGCAUGUUUUGGGUAAUGUCUGUCCUCGCGUAUCGCACUGUCAGGGGUGAGAGAUCGGAGGAGGUCAGCCACGGGUACAUCAUGUUUGAACAUGAUGCAGAGAACAACUUCGUGGCUCCCCCUGAAUACACUGACGAAAAGAUGAAGGUAGCCGAGGUCGAGGCUCAAGAGAUCGAGACUCGCGUGGAGUGAACGACACCAAUCCUCUCCACUUGAAACACCACCAUGCCCAUCAAUAUUUAUAUCUCGUUCGCCCUGUGACUACAUAUUUACACCCAGAUUCAUUUCUGUUUUCCUCUUUGCCUGAUGCAUAGCUCGUCGUUUGGUUUGGAAAUUCUUCGUGUCUGUCUUUGACGGACUUUGAAUCUCACCCUCCUUUGUCACUGCACAUGUUGUAUUUCUGUUGCUUGGUGUUCGUAGUAACACAAUUGAUAUGAUUGCCUGUAAAUACAAACUGCCAGCGAAUAAACAGCGUGCUCAACCUAUGAGUCACAGCAGCCUCCGAAACAUCUGAACUCUAUAAC